AUGCGUCCUCCCGGACUGGUCCUCAAACUCUGCCUUCUGGUCAUAUUUUCGGCCGAAUGUUGUCAGUGCCAAUCCACAUGCGCAUUUAUGAAACAGACGCCAUACGAUCUGAGAAAUAUGCCGGAUGAGCCACAAAUUGGUUAGUUUAAAGCUUCUGACUAUUUUAUAAAAGUCCUUCUGCCUUUUUCCAACAUUCUAUGCCGUUUUAUGCGUUAUCAAGUGAUAACUAAUCACUUGUUGGAUUUCCAAAUAUCAACCAUUUUUAGCUCAAAAUCUCACACAUUGCCCGUUCAACGGCCUAUAUUCUUGUUGCACACCCAAAAUCGAAGCCGAAAUGGAAGGAUUCGCUCGACAAAAGAUUGAGCAGUUUGUGCAGUCCCAUGUUGUCACCAUGAGAGGCACCCUCGACGAAUUUGCGAGGAUUUUUCGAAGUAAGUUGAGCGAUGAACACGCUCAUCACAUACAGUUCAAAAAUUGACUGGUGUUGUAAUCGCUAGGCCAGAAUCUGCCUUAUAAAGUUUUUUUUAUUAAUGAGAAAACUUUGAUUUACGAAUUUGUUUAGCUUUUAACUCAUCUGAGAAUAAUGUUCUUUUGAUUUGGCUCAUUAACCGCAAAAACUAAUUCUCCAUGUUUUUAGACCACUUUCGCGACGCACUGAGGAGCACGGAACGCCAGCUGGACCGAAUGUUUCAGCAAACUUAUGGCUCGUUUUAUCGCGACAACGCCAAGGUUAGUCUGUAAAAAGUUUUUGAAAAGAUUUGAUUCAACGAUCGGUUUCCGGCUCGUUGGACGCGUAAUUUUUUAGAGUUAUGUUGAAGCCAAGUAGUGCUUUUUAAAGGUCUAGUCCAAUACGAUAGAUUUGUCCUGUACUCUCUUUAUUUUCACAGUUGGGUUCAAUUAUUCGCCGGACUUUUAAUUUUUCCGUAUCCGCUUGGCCCCUCAAGGCCACACCCUGUCCUUGAGCGAAGUUGAGAGCGCCUAAUAAGUGCCGGUAUUAGAGAAAUUCAAACCGCCGGAUCCGAUUUCAUAUUUGAUUUGACCCAAUAGGAGCUUAUGAAUGACUUUAAGAGGGGUUUUAAAGAAAAUUCAGUUAGACUAUACAUACGAAAAAGCGUUUUAAUUCCGGCGAUGAUUACUCAAGUGUCAAAUUCUAGGUCUUUGCCGAUUUUUUCGACGAAAUUGAUGAACAAUUUGCUGUUGAUGACUCUUCCGCCAGCCUCAAGUCAGCUCUUGGGUCACUUUUUCGGAAAGUUUUCCUUACCGAAUUCAGCCUGAUGAAUCCCAUGCGAGAUGUCUCAAAUGCCGAGCGCCAUUGCAUGGCCCGGUUGCAAAGCCAACUCAAGCCAUUUGGCCAGAUUCCAGCCAAGCUGGCGAUCAUUUUGGAGCGCAUGUUUUUGGGUUGGAAGUUUGUUACCAGUUCGCUGGAGAAGGCUUCAGAGUUGUUGAUACGGAUCAGUGAUAAAAUGGUGCUGCAAAAGGAAUGUGUAAGCAAGCUGAUUGCCAUGCGACAAUGUCAUGUUUGUUCCGGGGCUGGCCCGGAAGCGAAGCCUUGUAUGGGUUAUUGUUUGAAUGUGCUAAAUGGAUGUUUUGCGGAGAUUGCGGAGAUUGAACCUCAAUGGACUGGAUUGAUGGGUGAGUGCGAUUAAUCUUUGAGAUUUUAGAGCUACCUGUCCAAUUCUCUGCUUUGUCGUUUCUGCAAUUUGUUGACAUUCAUGACCUUUGCGUACUCUCUAAUCAGCGCAUACCCUCGGCUUUAGUGUAAAUCAUAAUUAUAUGCCCGUAGUUUUUUUCCUCUUCGAGUCUCCAGCAGAGAGGUCGUCGCCCGGUAAUUACAAAAGGACAGAUCAGCCUGUUUUUAUAUUUGUUUCGUCUUAUCCAUCUCCACGGAAGCGCCGACACAGAUUAUUGCGCAAUUUGAGUUUCGGCGCCCUUUUAGGUACCAAUAUAUAAGUGUGUAAGAACGCUGUAAAUCGAAGAAAAAUGCAUUUAGAUUAAUCAACAAGCUAUGUGCUUUAAUGCGAAUAUUACAUUAACUAGAACAUGUUUUAGAUCAGAAAUUUUUUAUAAGGUUGAUAGAGACUCCUUCAAAAAAAUGUUUUAGGCACCCUUCAACUUCUCUCCAAUCGUUUAAAAUCCGCCAGCAAUGCAUACCACGUGCUGGCUCCGAUUCCGAUCCAAAUUUCGGAGGCUAUAAUGUUGUUUCAAGAACGUGGAAAUACUAUUUCGAAUCGUAUUCUGUUUCAAUGUUUUGAGCCGACGCUCAGAUUCAAAAGGAACGCCGAAGAAAACGUUCUGACCGAUCGACCGAUUGUGAUGAACUCCGAGACUUCCGCGAACAAUGUAAAUUGGCUGAGCGAAAGCUUGGACAGGCUGUACAGGAAAGGAGACGCACUCAAGAAGGACAUGGCUAGGUUUAAUGACAGGGUAAGAUUUUGUUAAGCCGAUGGAGGUUAUGCUUUGGCGAAGUUCGGGUUAAAUUUACAGCGGAAAUAUCCUAAAUACUUGCGCAACUUAACGAAGCUAUUGUUUUAUAAAAUUAUUAAUAAAAAUGCUACCCUUUUCAGCUGAUCUUGAUGAAAGGCGCCUGGCGUCUUCUGCCCACUGCUAUUUGCGCCGAUGGACAAGUGGCCCAAGGUUCUGAAGAGCAGUGUUGGAACGGUCAAACUGUCGGUUCUUAUCGGAAACCAGUAGUUCCUAGCGGAAUCUUUCACCAAAAAAAUAACCCGGAAUUCAGAGAUAUGCAAAUGAACUUAAGCAAAGGUAAUUGCCCGUUAAAUUAUUGUAUCCCCUGUUCUAGCCACCUUCAUUGAUGAACGGAUGACAUUGCAUUCUCUUCGAGUCCAACUGCUCAACAUUUAUGACGGUAAGGCAGCAAAGGCUUCGGAGGUUGAAGCGAGCGGCCUUGAAGAGCUGAACCCAAAUCCAGAUGACGAAGACAGUGUGAGUUGCAAUUUUCAUUGACCUUUGUGUGGUAUGAAGAAGCAUUUGUGCAAACAACGUUAGGUUUUCAGUUCGAAGGCAGUGCCUACAGUAAUUGCGACGACAACACAAAUCAAGCCUUGGAAGAUGUGAAGAUACAGCUUUUGGAGCAAAAAUGGAAAUCUGCCUCUGGCCAUUUAGCACCAUUAAUAUCCACAGCAAUAUCAUUGUUCAUACUACUCAGGUGGCAUUAG
This is a messenger RNA of Bursaphelenchus xylophilus (pine wood nematode), 3173 nucleotides long. The record is from the annotation of a GenBank genome assembly. Lineage: Eukaryota; Metazoa; Nematoda; Chromadorea; Rhabditida; Aphelenchoididae.